UGCGCGCCGGUGCACAUCUCAGCCAGAGCCGGCUGCCGGCCGCCGGGAGUGCGAGCGCAGUGCGGUGUGUGCCGGGCGACGCGAGGCUGAGCCGAGAUAAGCCGCGACGUCGACGCUCUGCAGGUACGUGCCGUCCACCUCACGCUGGGUCUACCUAUUCAGUGGUUCCGUGGAACGAAGUCGCUCGCGGACAGCUUACAGUUACGACUCUCGACAGUACACACGGACUGGCAGCGGUACAUAUUGCGCAAAACUGUGAAGCUGUCUAAUGAAAAAUUCAGCAACAACUACGGCCAUUGCAGUUGUUUUGAACUGAAUCUUUGGCAAGCAAACCUUGUUCUUUUGGUACUCACUAUUUUAGAGUGGACCACAUCUCGCGGAAAAGGGAGACGCCCUGGAGUCGGAUGUGGUGACCCCCGGCCCGUCUCCGAGACGUUCGGAAAGUGCGGGUGACGUCAGAGGCCGCGCCGCUGCGAGCCGCAAGGUCGCUGGUGUUGACGCUUCUAUAGAGCUGGGUCGCGACCAGUCGGUGCGACGCUUCUGUUCUCUUCGCGGAGAGGGCGCAGCGGUCGCGUUGUCGUCCUGGAGAGGGAUCGGAGGCGAUGGCGAGCGCGGCGGACAGCGGCCGCGGCACGCUGCCCUCCGACGGCGGCUCGCCGCCCCCGCCGCCGCCGCCCAACCUCAGCGCCGCCCCCGCAAAGGGCAAGUCGGUGGUGCGGCCCGUGGCGUGCCGGCCGCUGCCGCUGGCCAUGGGAGCGGCCUCGCGACUCGCCGGCGACCGCUACGGAUCGACGCCCGUGCUCGCCAGGCCCGGCUCCCAGCUCACCCUCUACGGCAGCAGCAGCGACCUGCCGGCCGGCUGCGGGAACAACCACUCGCUGGACCGGAAGCUGCUGGCGUCUGCGUCGACGGGCCGACCGCUGAUGGGUGCCGCCAGCCUGGAAAGCGUCCGCAAAUCCCCGGCUAGAGCCGCCGCUGCCGCCGCCGCCGCCGCGCUAGCCAACAGUAGCGGCGGCAGCAGCUUGAGCAGCAGCAGCAGCCACAGCAGCGCGAGCGCGGGCAGCAAGGCGUCGUCGCUGGCGGGCGGCGGCGCGGGCAGCGUCGGCGGCGGCUGCGGCUGCGGCUCGCUGCUCGACCUGGCGCCCUCGCCCUCCGACUCGGGCGUCGCCGAGCUGGAGGCGGCGCUGCGCGACCGAGACUCCGAGCUGGCGCACCUGCGGCAGGCCAUGGAACACAACGAGCAGGUCAUCUUCCGCGUCUACCAGGAGAAGGAGCGCGUCUGGGAGCGCGAGCUGCGGAGGCUCAAGAGCGCGCACGAGAACCGCCUGCGCGCCGGCGCUCAGCGCGCCCACAAGCUCGAGCAGACGCUCAUGACGCAGACCUACCAGCUGCAGCAGGAGAAGCAGCGGCUGGUGGAGGAGGCGGACGGGUCGGCGCGCGAGGCGGCCGAGCUGCGCCAGGAGGUGUCGCUGCUGCGCGCCCGCCUCGAGGAGACCGAGUGGGGCCUGUGCCACAAGGCGGGCGAGCUGGCGCUGCUCAAGGCGCAGCUCAAGGACGCGCAGGGUGAGCAGGCAUCGAAAGGGCAAGAAGUGGUGCAGCUGCGAACAGAGGUGCGCGAGCUGCGUGCGGAGCUGGAGCGCCGCAGUGACCAGCUGAGGCAGCAGCGUGAAGAGGUGGCACCACUACGUGCACAGUUGGAUGCACAAGCCCAGGAACUGGCCCGGCUGCGAGCACGUGAGGCUGACUUGGCCGCACAAUUUCAGAGUGAGAGGCUCACCUGGGCGCAGGAAAAGGAGAAAGUACUGCGUUACCAGCGCCAACUCCAGCUCAACUACGUGCAGAUGUUCCGUCGCACGAAGUCACUCGAGGCAGAAGUUGAGAGUCUUACGUUAGAGUUGGAACUGGAUUCGAAAACAGCAGCUGCUCCCAAGAAGCUACCAGCCAUCGAGAUGGGCCAUACUAUUGAGCUUUGAGGUUGCAGAUGACGAAAACUGCAGGCAAGUGCCUGUGUAGUUGAGGUGCUCUCUUGUGGGAACUGAUACUGGUCCUAAAGACUCAAUUCAUCAACCUACAUAGCUUUCUUCCAUGAAGAGCUUACACAUUUUGAAUAUGCCUUUCAGUAUAUUUCUGUAGAAAAUAACACCUAGAAAAACACAAAUUUUAUUACUAGUUAUGCUAUGCCAGGUUUUGAAGUAAGUGUAUGAAAUGCAUCUUCAGUUUAAAUAUUGUGUUAGAUAGUUAAGUAUUUAUAACAGGACUGUAAUUCUGCAGUUUUAAUGUACUGUAAACUGAGAAGUGUCUUCCUGAUUGGAGAUGGACGUGUAUAUAUUCCAAAGUGUAACUCAUAAGUAAUUAAAGUGUGUGAUGACAGGACCAACUGAAUAUGCCUCUACUUCAUGCAAGUGAGUGUACUAGUAAUUCUAGCUGUUUAUCAUAGAUGCUGCUUAUAUUAUAGCUUGUGUCUGUUCAUUGCAACAGAAUGUUAGUCUGUGCCAAUUAACCAACAGCUGCAGACAUAAAACUAGUUAUUUGUGAUGCUAUAACAAUGUGACAAACAGUUAUUAUAAUGUUUUCACAUGAAGACUGUACCUAAAUAUACUACUCUUAUUUAUUAAUUUCAUUCAUGAAUGGGUGAGUGGAAUGAAUAUUUUCAUAUGACAUGUUCCUGGUGAAAUUUUAGUUUUGCAGUUAUGAGAUGUGACUAUCAUAAUUUCACCAUUGUAAUACAAGCUUUAGGGCAGAAUUGUGGAUGCAUGUGGACAACUGUGACAUUGGUUUACAGCAAAUGUCUAUUUUGAGCAUUAUAUUGCCACAGAACUUUAAUCAGUUUUCAGGAUUGUCAUUAAAGUUCAAAACACUCCUUAUUCCCUAUGUAGCAAACAUUAUUUCCAUUCUUCAUUGGUGAUUCAAUAAAACUUAAAAUAAAAAUAAGCAAUAGUAUAAAAUUAAUAACACUUGUGUUCAAAUGAAGAAAUGAGUGACUAUUGAGCACAAAUACUACUGAACAUAGGUUAUCAUCUCCACUUUCUCACAAUUUUAGUGAUAGCAGUUUAUGGAAGUGACUGCCAACAGUAUUUGGAGAUAAAAAAUGAGUUUUGUUUACAACUUUUGUUGACAACAAUUGCCAUCUGCAUGCCACUGUCCAACACCACUUGGAGUAUAAUUUUCUCCUAAGGUGUGACAGAUUAUUUACUACCAAAGUGUCACAUUAAUAUAUGUACUAUUUAAUCCAAACUGCUGUGAAAGAUAAAUUAUGUAAUUUAAUUAACCAUGACAUUCAGUGUUAAUAAAAUUUUAAUGUGAUGAUGAAAUAAAUAAAUGAUUCUUGUUUGAAUA
Schistocerca gregaria is the source of this 3336-nucleotide messenger RNA. RefSeq names its product leucine zipper putative tumor suppressor 2-like. The record is from RefSeq and is a predicted model, not a curated record. The transcript has 11 exons. Bases 603 to 1973 code for a protein of 456 amino acids. Lineage: Eukaryota; Metazoa; Arthropoda; Insecta; Orthoptera; Acrididae.